Octodon degus (degu) is the source of this 2193-nucleotide messenger RNA. RefSeq names its product proline rich 30 (gene Prr30). Lineage: Eukaryota; Metazoa; Chordata; Mammalia; Rodentia; Octodontidae. The record is from RefSeq and is a predicted model, not a curated record. Bases 780 to 1997 code for a protein of 405 amino acids. The transcript has 3 exons.
GCCCCAAUACCUCAAGGAUGAGAUUCUAUGAUGUCAGCAACUGACCUCUGUGACACAGGCAUUCCACACCAGAGAGCGCCACCCUAGGAAAUGGGGCCCUCAGCUCCCACUGGGGGUAGCAACGCUGUGCUGCCCCGUAGACAAAGCCUCAGUCUCCCGCAGGCUUGUAGCAGCUGAUCCCACUGCUGUUGUGGCUGCUGGCUGUGCUAAACCAUCUUAGUCAGGGCCUGGCUGAUCUGGAGAGGACAUCAGCAUUAGGGAGGACAAGGGGUCAGGGAACCAGUGACAGAAAUCCAAGAUGUUUGAGGAAUCUCUGGGUCAGGAUUAGGAGAAGGCCAAACACCAGUCACACAGAGGACUUCUGGCUGGCUGCGGGAGGACUAGGGCAAUAUUCAGGUCCCCUCUUCACUAAGCGCCUUGUGAAAAAAGGCCCAGAGGAAUCCUCAAUGGUCUCAUGGGCUGUGUCUUCCUCGAAGUACCCUUAGUUCCCAAAGGGCAAUUCUGACUCUCCAUUCUUAUGUAUUUUUCAUCAAUGGCUGACUACAAAGAUGUGAGAAACCAGACUUAGGCUGAGCCUACAACCCGAGCACUCCGAGGGCCUUGGGCUGCAAGGCGGGCACUUCCUUGGCCUACUGCCACCACCAGUAGCAACAACGGCCUGGAGCCACACAGUUCCCAGAAGGCUAACUGGAUGCUCAGCCACCACUGGUCCCUGAGAUCUGAGUCCCAACUCUGCUAAACCCUCAUUUUGUUGCCCAAUCCCUUUUGGAUUCAAGGCAAUGUUGCCUCAAAACCAGGAUCAGGUGCUACUACUGAACACAUUUCCUCCUGAGUGUCCCCCUUGGAGUGUCUCACAAUUUGCGGACUCUCAUCACCCCAACCUCCAGCCUUGGUCUCUGAGUCAAUCCCUCCCUUCUUCCCACCCACCUUUCUCAUCUUCCCCACAAUCCCAUCUGUCCUCCUCACCUCCACAGCCCCACUCGUCCAGCCCUCAUUUUUACUCUUGUGAUGCCAAUUCUGACUUAGCUCCACACCCCUAUUCCUCCUCUCUCCCAAGUCCCCCCACUUUUUUCCACCAGAGCUACCCUUACCUCUCCCUUCCACAUUCCUCUUCUCCCUGGAACAACUACUGGCUGUACCCAACUCCUCCACUUACCCAGCCCUCAUCAUCUUCCCAGCCACAGAACUCCUUUCCCGGAUCCCACUGCCAAUCCCCUUCCUGCCCUCAAGACCUCCCUAGCUCAAGGCUCACAUCUACCAGUCCUGCCCUUACAUCUCUAGGAGUCCACUCUAACAGGCAGGCAUGGCAUGGGUACAGGGGAACCAGGUCCCCUGUGGUGGUAGUGGGAUGCAAUGCAAAGGAGAGGAAUCCUGCAGAGUUCAAGGACCCAGGGGACCUGGCCCAGAUCCUGGUGGCCCAGCUAGGGCUUCGACGCAUAGCGCGCGACCUGCGACUACUGCUUUUGCAGCACUUGUGGCUUGGCAGAACCGGUCAGGCUCCAGUUGUGGAGUAUCCUAUAUGCCUUGUGUGCCUCCAGCCCCGAAGUCCUUCUUGUCCAAUCCCCAGGUACAGUACUGUACCCCAGCUGCUUGCCUUCCCUCGACUACUGCCCUGUGCUCCCGACCAAGAAUCUGGGCCACUCCGAAUAGGCAUCGGCUUCGGCCUCCGCCUGCCCCUGGGCGAGGCCAGGGCCUUGAAUCUGUUCCCAAAAAGAAGACAGGAGGAAGUAGGGUCUUGGGGCAAGGAUACUCAGCCCCCUCAGGGUCAAGUACCUAUAGCCCAGGCCCCAGGGGCUCAGGCCCAGGCAGAUCCAGCCCCAGGCACACCUUUCCCAUCCAGGAGCCACAGGUCUGCACAUCUUCAAACACCAAACUCCACCCAAAGGUUAGGGCCUCCACCUCAGGCCCCAAAGCAAGCCUCCCUAAGUCCCAGGCCUUCUCGAGUCCCAAACUGGCCUGGCUGGCCAGAGUCUUUUCUCCAAAAGUUCCCAUCCUAGUUCCAGAGCUACGGAGGAUCCCUGGAAUUCCCCAUCCAAACCCCAGGCUCUCCAGCAAACCCCAGAUCUCAGGGACCCCCCGAGACACCUUGAAGGGCUGGCUGGCUGAAGGUCAAGUAUGCUCUCCUGUCCUGAACCCUGGAAACCCCCUUUGGAGUCUUCUUUCUCCUAGUUGAAGUAGACUAAGGGCACCAGA